AUGCUGGUCUAUAAAUCACCACCAUCCAUGAACUUCCUCAUACACCAUCUUCAUUCUUUACUUCUCAAAGCCUCAUUAACUACUAAAUUGAGUCAAAAUAACAUGUCUUCCUUCAUAACCUUUUCCACUCUUCAUUUCCUUUUUCUACUUUAUAUAGCCUCAAUCUUUGUUGAGCUCCAUGCCAAUGGUAGCUCAAACUCAUUAAUCCUAAGUUUAACUCACUCGAGGUCGAAAAUUCGUCCUACUCGAAAACUCGACUAUUAUGAUUACACGUCCAAGAAAACACCCAAUGGCAUCGUGCCACUCAACGAGCUACGAGACGGGCACGUUAUGUCCCUCUCAGUAGGCUCUCCUUCUCAAACCAUCGACAACUUAGUCCUUAGCACGGGUAGCGAUCUCGUCUGGAUGCAUUGUGGGACUUUAUCCAACCAUUUCAAAUGCAUCGAUUGCACUGACUCUCCUCUUUGUGCUGAUAUUCAUAACUCCGACAAUUACGACACUUGCACCUCGGCCGGUUGCGCGUUGAGGGACACAGUCAACGACAAGUGCUCUAAACCGUGCCCUUUGUUUUCGUACUCUUAUGUCGAUGGGCCUGUGGCCGGGUUUCUUGCUAAUGACACCAUCGUACUCCACGCAAAGAAUCAACCCAAUACGCGGCAAUAUAUUUCUUUCGGUUGUGUUCAAUCCUCAUAUAGAAUGCCGUUGGGUCUCAUAGGGUUCGGAAAAGGCCCGCUCUCACUCCUUUCGCAGCUAGGGUUUACGAAUAACGGGUUCGCUUAUUGCUUUUUAUCUUUCGAUUUAUCGAGCAACCCUAAUGUUUCGGCCCCACUAAUUCUAGGCCACCUAGCGACAUCCUUGAAAGAGCAUUUGCAGUUCACCCGAAUGCUAUUGAAUCCCAUCUCCCAGAAUUUGUACUACAUUGGUCUCGAGAGUGUUACCGUGGGCAACAAGGUAAAUAUACAAGCCCCCAAAAGCUUGAGAGUGUUUAGCCGGUCGGGUGAAGGCGGCAUGUUGAUCGACUCCUCAACUAGCAACACGCAUUUACCCGACCCUCUUUAUUCGCAACUUCAGGAGGCGAUAAAGUCCAUGGUAAAAUACAAUCGGGCCUCAGACGUGGAGGCUAAGUCGUCGUUUGACCUAUGUUACCAAAAAAUGGAUGACGACGAGGCGGCAGCCGCAGUGUUUGGAAGCUUCCAACAGCAGAACAUCGAAGUUGUUUAUGAUCUACAGAACGAGAGAGUCGGAUUUCAGACAGUUGACUGUGUCUCGUACGGAAAGCAACUUGGGCUUUGA
This is a messenger RNA of Striga asiatica, 1293 nucleotides long. Lineage: Eukaryota; Viridiplantae; Streptophyta; Magnoliopsida; Lamiales; Orobanchaceae. The record is from the annotation of a GenBank genome assembly.